ACCGUGCGGACACAAGCAUUGCGACGUGCGCCCUCACUCACCCCUUGUCCUACUCCUCCGCAGCCGUCCACGAAGCUCCCGUUCGCUGCAAGUCCACCGGCCGUCGCAAGAACCCAGCAGCACUCUGUUCCCAUCAUCGCGACUGCCGACGACGCCCACCAGUCAACGUCCUGCGCAUCCUCAUAGGGCCCGUCGCCGUCACCGGGCACGCCCACAGCGCGAGCGAGGCUGCGAGUGCCGCAGAGUUAGUACGUUCCCUUUCGAUGCGGUCAGAAACCGACUCACCGAUGUCCUCCUCCGUCUACAGCUCCCAGCUUUAUACCUCGCGAUCGCUCGCAGUGGGUUGCUCGGCAGCCAGCGGCCAAGUCGCCGUCGCCUUUCCGGUGCACGAUGUCCGCGGAAGCGAACAUCGUACCAUGCCUGCCGUGGGUAUUGACAGCCUUCCCAUCGCCACCGGCGCGGUGUACGGGUCCACGCUCGAUGGUCCGGCGGGCGGGUGGUAUGUACGCGUUGAUCGGGCACGGCUCGUGAACGUUCCUCACCAAAGAUCGGCCGCGAGGGAAUUCUUUGUGGGUUUUGCAGGAGACGUAUGCGGUCCUCUUGGACGGCGUGGUGAGUUCACUCAGAUUCGCCGGUGCGCAAAGCAACCCGAAGGCGGACGGCGCGAGGGCAUGUCCACCGGGCAUGCAUGUCUCGACAGAGUGCAUUACGGUGCGCGCUGGCGAGCCGGAAAGAAGGCGUACGAUCGGGAUUCCGUGCAGCAUCAACGUGCGAGAGCGCAUGCGUGUCCCUUCCAUUCCGCGCGGCACGCUCUCCUCGUGUCCAGCCUGCGAAGGAGGGUGCUCGCCUCCGAGCUCGUCGAGUCACGCUCGCGUCCCUCCGCGGGCGUCGGCACGCUCCGUCAGCGAAUCAGGCAGCCCGCUCGUCCGCUCGUCCGCCGGACAGACACGGUGCCCGCAUCGAGGCAUCCGAGGACGAGCACGUCCAUGGACCGCCGCCGGUGAGUGGCCGCAACGAGGUGAGUGCCGUCACGGUGUUUUCUGAUACUGACGCAUUCUCUUCCGGCGGAUCGGAUGGCGGGGACGUGCGGGGCGGCGUGGGCAGUACGCGGGGGCGGGAGCUGUGAUGCGGGGCGCGACUUCGGAGGGCUUCGAACAGUGCUGGAGCCGUUGGCACAGGCUACUCGAGCUGUCCCACAGUGCCCCGCCCUCACACAACGGUCAGCUGCGCAUGCGACGGACGCAUUGGCAUUGGUAUCUACUGCAUCGGUCACGGUGUGUCCUGCCUUCGUACGGCUGCAAUCCGAGUCCCCGCCGCAUAGACAGUUGGUGUCGUCAGCGACGACAGGCACGUCGUACAGGCUGCUUCACGUAGGGCAAGAAUCCAUGUACAUAGUGUCGCAGCAAAUAGAUAUAUUCGAGCUGUC
Molecule: messenger RNA, 1426 nt
Organism: Fomitopsis serialis
Lineage: Eukaryota; Fungi; Basidiomycota; Agaricomycetes; Polyporales; Fomitopsidaceae
Exons: 3
Coding region: 264-1004 (246 amino acids)
Source: RefSeq, a predicted model, not a curated record